Molecule: messenger RNA, 1845 nt
Organism: Numida meleagris (helmeted guineafowl)
Lineage: Eukaryota; Metazoa; Chordata; Aves; Galliformes; Numididae
Gene: ACVR1B
Product: activin A receptor type 1B
Exons: 9
Coding region: 288-1649 (453 amino acids)
Biological process (GO): nervous system development; cellular response to growth factor stimulus; protein phosphorylation
Cellular component (GO): plasma membrane; activin receptor complex
Molecular function (GO): activin binding; activin receptor activity, type I; ATP binding
Source: RefSeq, a predicted model, not a curated record
GGGGUCGGUUGCGCUCUUGUGUAACACGGGGAACCUGUUCCGACAGGAGCAGCGCGGCACCGCGUUCCUCCUCCUCCGGCCCCCUCUCGCCGUCCUGGGUUUCGCGCCGGCGUUCGGCUGCAGGGAGAGGGAAGAACCAGGGCGCUGGCAGAUCCGGACUUGUCGGCUGGGCUGCGUGAGAUGGCUGCGGGGCAGGAGGGGAAGGUGCAUGUGCACGUCGCGCUCUGACAUGCCUGUGCUCUGACUGCAAGCAAGCAAACUCCACGUGCGAAACGGACGGCGCGUGCAUGGUGUCCGUCUUCAACCUGGACGGGGUGAAGCACCACGUCCGGACCUGCAUCCCCGAGGCCAAACUGAUCCCCGCCGGGAAACCCUUCUACUGCCUGAGCUCCGAAGAUCUGCGCAACACCCACUGCUGCUACUCCGAUUUUUGCAACAAAAUCGAUUUGAUGGUUCCCAGCGGACACCUGAAGGACAACGAGCCCCCGGCGAGCUGGGGUCCGGUGGAGCUGGUGGCGGUGAUUGCCGGCCCCGUCUUCCUCGUCUUUGUGGUCGUGAUCAUCGUCGUCUUCGUGUUUCAUCACCACCAGCGAGUCUAUCACAACCGGCAGCGGCUGGACAUGGAAGACCCCUCUUGCGAAAUGUGCCUGUCCAAGGACAAGACGCUGCAGGAUCUCGUCUACGAUCUCUCCACUUCUGGCUCCGGCUCAGGCUUGCCGCUUUUCGUCCAGCGCACCGUGGCUCGGACAAUCGUCCUGCAGGAGAUCAUCGGGAAGGGUCGCUUCGGGGAGGUGUGGCGAGGCCGGUGGCGCGGCGGCGACGUGGCCGUGAAGAUCUUCUCUUCGCGCGAGGAGCGCUCCUGGUUUCGGGAAGCAGAAAUAUACCAAACCGUCAUGCUGCGCCACGAGAACAUCCUGGGAUUUAUCGCUGCGGACAACAAAGACAACGGAACGUGGACGCAGCUGUGGCUCGUCUCCGAUUACCACGAGCACGGGUCUCUCUUCGACUACCUGAACCGUUACACGGUGACCAUCGAGGGGAUGAUCAAGCUUGCUCUGUCUGCUGCCAGCGGGCUGGCCCAUCUGCACAUGGAGAUCGUGGGUACUCAAGGAAAACCCGGGAUCGCUCACAGAGACCUGAAAUCCAAGAACAUCUUGGUGAAGAAGAACGGCACGUGUGCCAUCGCCGACCUCGGGCUGGCGGUGCGGCACGAUUCCGUCACGGACACCAUCGACAUCGCCCCGAACCAAAGGGUCGGAACCAAACGGUACAUGGCCCCCGAGGUGUUGGAUGAAACCAUCAACAUGAAGCACUUUGAUUCCUUCAAGUGUGCCGAUAUCUACGCCCUGGGCUUGGUCUACUGGGAGGUGGCUCGGCGGUGCAACGCAGGAGGGAUCCACGAGGAAUAUCAGCUGCCCUACUACGACCUCGUCCCCUCCGACCCCUCCAUCGAGGAGAUGCGGAAGGUGGUGUGCGACCAGAAGCUGCGGCCCAACAUCCCCAACUGGUGGCAGAGCUACGAGGCGCUGCGGGUGAUGGGGAAGAUGAUGCGGGAGUGCUGGUACGCCAACGGAGCGGCUCGCCUCACCGCCCUCCGCAUUAAGAAAACCCUCUCGCAGCUCAGCGUGCAGGAAGACGUGAAGAUCUAAGCGCCGAGCCCCUCGCCGGGAGGACACGGCACCGAGCCGCCACGCUCGAGUAGGUGUGUGACGGAGGCCUACCUCGUGUUUCUGCCCAAUCUACCGCUACCACCCGCGAGCUGCGGGCUGCUGGCGGGGGGGACGGAGCCCGCGCGUCGCUCCCUUCCCCUCCGCUCGGGUACGAAACAAUCCGAAACCUUUUGAA